Molecule: messenger RNA, 4240 nt
Organism: Metopolophium dirhodum (rose-grain aphid)
Lineage: Eukaryota; Metazoa; Arthropoda; Insecta; Hemiptera; Aphididae
Gene: HDAC3
Product: histone deacetylase 3
Exons: 3
Coding region: 270-1571 (433 amino acids)
Molecular function (GO): histone deacetylase activity
Source: RefSeq, a predicted model, not a curated record
CGGUGCGGAGCGGGACUGCGACUUGUACUUUGUUGUUGUCGUUACUCGUUAGAUUAUAAUUUUGUUUCUAUCUUAGUCCGUGGUGUUUACUAAAACUAAAUAAUUAUUAAUCGUUAAUUUACUGAUGUCUGAUGGGUAGGUACUUGAAACAAUAUAAUUUUUAUUUUACGUUAAUUUAAAUUCAAUUGAAAUGCGCUUGAAUACGAUCGUCUUGGAGUCAACCAUUGUGUUAUCUACGAUUUUUGGAAUGUUCUAAUACUGCAAUCGAUAUGUCUAAUAAGCGAGUGUUUUACUUUUACAACCCCGACGUGGGCAAUUUCCACUAUGGGCCUGCACACCCUAUGAAGCCACAUCGUUUGUCGGUCAUACACAGUUUGGUAUUGAACUAUGGUCUCUACAAUAAAAUGAAAAUCUAUCGACCUUACCGUGCUAGUGCUCACGACAUGUGCCGGUUCCAUCACGAUGAGUACAUUGAGUUCCUCCAAAGGGUAACGCCACAGAACUUGACCACGUACAGCAAAUAUUUGAAUCAUUUUAAUGUGGGCGAAGACUGUCCCGUAUUCGAAGGUCUAUAUGAUUUUUGUUCCAUGUAUACGGGCGCUUCACUAGACGGGGCAAUGAAACUAAACAAAAACUGUUGUGAUAUUGCCAUCAACUGGUCGGGUGGUCUCCAUCAUGCCAAAAAGUUUGAAGCAUCUGGAUUUUGUUAUGUAAACGAUAUUGUGAUUGCUAUUUUGGAACUAUUAAAAUAUCAUCCGAGAGUUUUAUAUAUUGAUAUUGACGUACAUCACGGUGAUGGUGUCCAAGAAGCAUUUUAUUUAACAGAUCGUGUAAUGACUGUAUCUUUUCAUAAGUAUGGCAACUGGUUUUUUCCUGGUACUGGUGACAUGUACGAGAUCGGAGCAGAUGUUGGAAGAUAUUAUUCUGUAAAUGUCCCUUUAAAAGAAGGGAUUGAUGAUUUUAGCUAUUCUCAAGUGUUUAAACCUGUAAUUCAACAUGUAAUGGAUCUUUACCAACCUACAGCGAUUGUUCUUCAGUGUGGUGCAGAUUCAUUAAAUGGUGAUCGUUUGGGUUGUUUUAAUCUGAGUACUAAAGGACAUGGAGAAUGUGUUAAAUUCAUUAAAGAUUUAAAUGUACCUCUUUUAACAGUUGGUGGUGGAGGGUAUACUUUAAGAAAUGUUGCUCGGUGUUGGACAUAUGAAACAUCUCUUUUAAUUGAUGAAGACAUUAGUAAUACAAUUCCUGAACAUGAAUAUCGUGACUAUUUUGCUCCUGACUUUUUAUUACACCCUGAAGUGGUAACACGACAAGAAAAUGCCAACAGUAAACAAUACUUGGAACUUAUUGUUAAACAUACCUAUGAUAACCUAAAAAUGGUACAGCACUCGCCAAGUGUACAAAUUCAAAAUGUACCUGGUGAUGCACUUCCUACCGAGGAAUUUAAUGCUAUUGCUUUAGAUGAAGUUGAUCCAGAUGUUAGACAAUCACAGGUUGAACUUGAUCGGAGAGUUGAUGCACCAAAUGAAUUUUAUCAAGAUGACAAAGAUCAGGAUUUUGAUGAAACUAGAUAAAUUGAUUACUUAAUAAUUCUUGAUAAUUUGUUCAAUAUUUGUUUUAAAUGUAAAUAUAUUCAAACAGAUCAGGGUAAACAUUUUAAUAAAUUGAGAAAAAAUGUUUAGUAUUCAAACACAUUCAUUUUUAAUAUUUUUACAUUAAGAGAUAAAAAAAAAAAAAUAAUUAUCUUAUAUGUGCGUGUGUUACCUUGUAAAGUUAUAAGGUAUAUUUUUGUAUGUUAUAAAAACAUGAUUAUAGAAUAUUUUUUUUUAUAAUUAUACAACGUGUAUAGUUCUGCGUUAAAAUUUAAAAUCAAAUUAUUGUACUUUGUAAAUGUAAAGGAAACAAUUAAUUAUAUUAAAUAUACAGUAUGAUUAACAAAGCAUUGCUUAGUAAUUUUUAGUUUGGUAACAAAAAUUAUUAACACUCCUAAUUAUUGUUUGAUAUUAUUGUAUUGCAUGCUUUGUACAUCACCUAUAAAUAAUUGUUUCAAUAGAUUUGUCAGUUUUAUAAUGUAAUAUAUUGUAUAAAUGUAUAAUAUUUGUAUUCAUAAACAAGACUAGUAUACUUUAGUCUGACAUUGAGUAAAGUUGUUAGGAAAAUGUCCCACGGCUUCUUUCCCAAAAAUUUAAAACUUAAUCAGUUAUCUUAAGCCCUUGUUGCUCAUUUUGAUAAUUUGGAAACAUAUUAUAAUCACCUUAAAGCAUGUUAAUGCUUUUUAUAUUUGUUUAAGCUGGAUCAUUAGUACUAUGCCCAAUACCUGCACAAGAUGAUUUAUCUGGUAUUAUAGGAUUUAUGUUGAUGUUUUUUUUUGUCACAAAUUCUAUUUUGCGGUAAAACUUUGCUUAUUUAUUUGAUAAUAAUUUUUACUGUUCCAACAUUGUUGGUAGAACUGAUGAUUGUUUUGUAUUUUUUGUUGAUGUAAUUGGUGUAGAAAGUGAGAUUUCAUUAUUUUGUAGUAACAUUAUACAUUUAAGAGUAUCAUAUUAAUAUAUAAUAUAUCCGGUGUUUUACUCGCUAAAUCUUUCACGUUUUUAACGUUUGCUUGGGUAGUAUUAAUUGGUGUAAUUGUUAUAAUUUUAAUAUAUCCUUCAGACAAUUCCAUAUUUUCCAAUUUUGGUGGUCGGUAUUUAAUUGACUUGUUGUUGUGGAGUGUCCAGCAUCGGUGACUGAUUUGAUUACCUUGAUUUUUGACUUAUAAAUUUUCAUUAUAUUGCUCAGUUUUUGCUUUUGACUUAUUACUCCCUUUAAAAAAAUGUACUUGAAAUUCUACAAUGAUGAAUACUUGACAUUAUCAUAUCUAUACAUUUUUUUAAAAAUAUUUAAUUGUGUUAGAAGAUUUUUAUUAUUUAUUGUAUCAAAAUCCAUUUUUAAUAUCUAAAUAUGAAAUACAUUUUUUAAUGGGCUUAGGUACAUUCAUAAUUUAUUAUUCUCUCAAAUUAUAUAAGCAAAUUGAAAUGGUUUUUUUUAUAAUUUAUAAAAUGUAAUAAAUAAUUUGGUUUUACUUGAGGAAUAAUUUAAAUAAAUUAAAAAUCAUGUAUCUAUUUAUUUGUAUUAUUUCAAUGUAUACAUUGUAUAUAAAGUAUCAUUACUUGUAAGAUAUCUAGUAAAAUUUAAUUUUUCUAUAAUUUUUUUGUAUUCUAUUAUUUGAAAAAGUUUGUAUAUUUUAUAAACUAUUAAAUGUAUAGACUGUAUAGUAGUUGUGAAUUUAUGACGAACCUAGAUUAAAAGUAAAAUGUGAGUGUACUACUCAAAAAGCGUUAGGUAUAUUAUUUUGUUAAAGAGACAAUGCAACAUUUCAAAAAUAAAAUCAGUUUGACCAGUAUUAUAUCAUUAAAAGUUUCGGAAAUAUAUUUUAACUAUAAUGAUUUAAGAUUAUAAUUGAAUGGAUGUUGUAAAACAUUUAGUUAUAUUGUAAUACUUCAUUUUAACUCUAUACAUUUUUAUUUGGAUGGGUUCAAUGCAUAGGUGGUCAUUUGAUUGUAUUGUAGGGGGCUAGAAUAAUCCAAUGUAAAGUAACCAGCCGGGGGUGAAUAUCUUAAAUUUUUUAAAUAAUAGUGUAAUAGAUAAUCAUUAAAAAAAAUAAUGGUAAUAAUAACAUUUUGAAUAGUUUCAAUGUGGGGGGAGGGCUAUUGAAAUUUCUGGGGACUGAGCCCACUGAUGAUCCCCUAUGAGUAUUUUUAGGAGGGCUGAAGCCUGAGACCCCUCCAGUCCCUUUAAUAUUGUAGGCAUCUACAGACCCAGAAUCCAGAUAAAACCAGCAAGUUACCGAGGUUAACUCGGGGCUACAUUUUGGUAAAUUAAGUAUUAAGCAUAAUUGUAUACUAAAUUACUAACCAAUUUUAACUAGUUUUGGGCUGGUAAAAGUUUUAAGACUUGAUGGGUCACCGGGUCGGUACAUUCUCUUUCUGGAACUCGGCAUCUAUUCUGAUUUAGAUAAAACGUUAGGUGGUAUUAUUUAUUAUUAUUUAUUUCAAUAAGUAAUUUGUUUUGUCUGUUAAAAUUGUAAAAAUAUAAAUUGUAACUUAUUUAUUUUUGUUUGCACUAAUUGUGUUGUUAGUUUAGAAAUUAUUAUAAUAACAUAAUAUUAAUGCUCAUACUUUUAAGUCUUUAGUCACCAAUCGCCAUUAGUCGGUCUUGUAUAUAGUUUUAUAAUAUACCUCUUCUAUAUAGUGUUUAGAACGUA